UCACGCAGUGAUUGCCUCCCUCCGACGUCUCUGAGUCCAGUCUGGUCUAGCGACAGUCAGUACAGUUCGGAGUAGAGAGGAGCAGAGCAGCGAAUAUAACUCUGUUAAUUGUGUUACACGACCCAGAGGACGGAUUCCUCUUCAGACAUCAGGACCAGUCUGAUCACGUUCGGUCUCAUCCGGAUUUAGUCAACUUCAUCCAUUGAGUCUUCUGUCCGUGGAGACCAGUCCAGCGUUUCAAGCUGGACGGAGGAGAGACGAGCGGGGCCGAGGGCCCUGCCUUCGUGCUUCGACACAGAACUUCAAACCUCAUUGAGCACACGACAGACAGCACGCCUACAGAUCCCAUGAGUCCCCGGGAGAGAGGAAACACACCCACCUCAGGUCCUUCAACCAGUCACCUCAGCACCUCAGAGUGCCCCUCACACAAUGGGAGUGUCCCAGAGCGCGGUGAGGAGAAAAGAAUAAAUGAAGAGGGUGACAGAGGAAGAGAAGGAGAGGAUGAGGAGGAGGAGGAGGAGGAGAAGGAGAAGAGCAGUGAUGAAGGUUUCAUGGGAAUGACUCCGUUGCUGCAGGCUCACCACGCCAUGGGGAGGAUGGAGGAGUUUGUACACAAGGUGUGGGAAGGCCGGUGGCGCGUCAUACCUCACGACGUGCUCCCCGAUUGGCUGAAGGACAACGACUUCCUGCUUCACGGCCACAGGCCACCCAUGCCUUCGUUUCGCGCCUGCUUCAAGAGCAUCUUCAGAAUCCACACAGAGACUGGAAACAUCUGGACACAUCUGCUAGGCUGUUUGUUUUUCCUCUUUCUGGGUCUCAUGUACAUGUUCAGGCCCAACAUGUCAUUCGUGGCUCCGGUCCAGGAGAAGGUGGUGAUCGGGAUGUUUUUCCUGGGAGCCAUCCUCUGCCUCUCCUUCUCCUGGCUCUUCCACACAGUGUACUGCCACUCUGAGGGCGUCUCCAGAGUCUUCUCCAAGUUGGACUACAGUGGGAUCGCCUUCCUGAUCAUGGGCUCGUUCGUCCCCUGGUUGUACUACUCCUUCUACUGCUCCCCUCAGCCCUGCUUCAUCUACCUGAUAGUGGUGUGCAUACUGGGUUUGUCCGCCAUCACCGUCUCCCAGUGUGACUUCUUCGCGACGCCGCAGUACAGAGGAGUCAGAGCAGGAGUGUUUGUGGGUCUGGGUCUGAGCGGCGUGGUUCCCACCCUGCACUUUGUCUUCAGCGAGGGUCUGAUCAAAGCCACCACCAUGGGUCAGAUGGGCUGGCUGUUGCUCAUGGCGACACUCUACAUCACCGGAGCCUGUCUAUACGCCGCUCGCAUCCCCGAGAGGUUCUUCCCUGGCAAGUGUGACAUCUGGUUCCACUCCCACCAGUUGUUCCACAUCUUGGUGGUCGCCGGGGCUUUCGUUCAUUUCCACGGCGUCUCCAACCUGCAGGAGUUUCGCUACACGGCGGGAGCGGGCUGCGCAGAGGACGGCACUCUCUAACACACACACACUGACUCACUCAUUCACUCACACACAUUUUGCGGGGAGGCACUGGUUCUGUUAUGCACAGAAUGACACACACACACACACACACACACACACACACACACACACACACACACACAUGCUCCUCAAAACAUACACACACAUGCUCUCCCCCCAGACUGAAGACCAAAGUGGCUUGUCUGGUGUGUGUGUCUGUGUGCGCAAUACACAGGAUGGCCUCCCAGGGGGCGCUAGUAAAACUGACUGACGAGGGUUUUUGUUCUCUUUGUCUGUCUGUCCAUCCCCACCUCUUCUGGCUGUGUUGCUUCGACUAUAAAAACACUUCCAAGAUGGCGUGUUUUAUAAACCAGUUUUGACACUCUGCUCUUUCCAGGAAGUAUCUCCGUUUGUUUGGGAGGGGGCGAGGCAUUCAAAACCUCCCUCCAAUAAUCCUACAUUUUCUUCUGUGUUGAGUUCUGACAUUUAAGAGUUGAAUGGUUUGAUUCGAAAAAGGAAGCAUAAUUGUGGCUUAAAAAAACAUUUUGCAGUGUUUUUUUGCUGAAUACUGUUUUCCAAGUCACACUUUAGAGCAUUCAAAAACGAAAAAAAAAAGAAAAAGAAUGGCGUGGGAAAUGAAUUUCUUCCAUGAUUGUGAAAGUAGCAGGCAGAGGUGUUGGGAACUGGGGCGGGCAGGGGGUUAACCUUUUCCAUGUAAAUAAGAUUUCUAAAUUUUGGGUUAUAGAUUUGUAUGAAACAUAUAUGAAAAAAGAAUUUAAAAAAAGUUAUAAUAUGACGGCAAGAAUAAAUAAAUAUGUUAGAUGAUAAAUCAGUUGAAGAUGAGGAGGAGAGGUGCUCUAGCAGUGAGGUGCAAUGGAGAGAAUAAUACAAUACUGCGAUUGGAGGGAGGCGCUUCAAACAACUUUAUGUAGUCUGUAUAUGCAAGGAUGAAAGCAGUGGAGGCGAGGAGGAGAUAUAUGGCACAACAUCUGAAUCUUAUCAAAUAAACUUUUCUGACAUAAAAACCUUGAAAUCUAAACGAGGACGCAGCAGAACGACUGUCCCGCCUCUCAGCUAGUUUUUUGUUUGUUACUUUUGUGUUGAACCUGAGCACUGAUCUCAAAUCAGACCUGGGGCCUCAUGAAUAAAACGUUCUCGUGCUUGGAACCGAAUCUAAAGUCUAAACUAUGAUCUAUAAAAGAAUCAUCUUGAUAUGUAGCCAUUUUUCAUGUAUCUUUUUACUGUAAACUGUGACUUAUCUAAAACGAAUUUCCACCUCACCGAUAUAAGUUAAUUCUUUCCUAUGACAUGCCCUUAAAAGAUUUGUUUGGAUAACUUAAAGAUAUUUUUUUAUAAACAAUGGCCCCAGAGUCGUAUAUAUCAUUUUGGUAAAACUGCAGUAUUAUUACAGUACAGAUGCAGUUCACUGUACUCCUCCUCCUCCUCUGUGACACUUGAUAAGUUUCACCUCCACACAUACUCUGUCUGAAAAUGUGUUUUUUUCCCUUUUUGAUUGGAUUGCAUUUUAAUUAAUAUCCACUGCUGUUUUGCAUAUGAUUAUUAUUAUUAUUGCAAGCUUUAAUUUCAACUUUUUUUUCUUUUCUCUUAUUUAUCACUGGUUUCUCUCAUUUGGCCAGAGACCAUGUGAGGUGAGGGCAGAAGUCUCCUCUAAAGAUCUGAUGAAGUUAACUACUUUAAGGACAGAUAUUGAGACUUCACUUGGAGAUUAAAACGACUUUAUAAAUAUAUUUUCUGGCGAUACCAAAACCUCGCACCUGCACAAUGGAAACACUAUUCUGAGCUUAUCAUAAACUGUAUGUCUAUCGUUUGAAAUGUAGGUUUGCAAGUUUCUAUUUGAUGGCUGCUUUUUUUCUGAACAGGAAGUUGAAUAACUGUCAGAGUAAUCAGCAUCUCUUCUUUCAGUUUUCUUUUCUUUUCUGUUUUUAUUUCAUCUAGUUUAUAUUAAUUUAUUUCUCUUGGGGAGCGCAUAUUGUCUGUUGAAGCACACGUUCCGUUCUGAUGGGAGUGUUUGAUUGCAAUAGACCUUUAUAGCUGCUGUAUUGUUCUAAUAAAAAAAAGGUUUUUUGAAUCUG
Molecule: messenger RNA, 3562 nt
Organism: Siniperca chuatsi (mandarin fish)
Lineage: Eukaryota; Metazoa; Chordata; Actinopteri; Centrarchiformes; Sinipercidae
Gene: adipor2
Product: adiponectin receptor 2
Exons: 8
Coding region: 348-1487 (379 amino acids)
Biological process (GO): adiponectin-activated signaling pathway
Cellular component (GO): plasma membrane
Molecular function (GO): signaling receptor activity
Source: RefSeq, a predicted model, not a curated record